This is a messenger RNA of Hevea brasiliensis (rubber tree), 1071 nucleotides long. RefSeq names its product diacylglycerol kinase 5-like. The record is from RefSeq and is a predicted model, not a curated record. Bases 158 to 919 code for a protein of 253 amino acids. Lineage: Eukaryota; Viridiplantae; Streptophyta; Magnoliopsida; Malpighiales; Euphorbiaceae. Gene Ontology annotation, molecular function: ATP-dependent diacylglycerol kinase activity. The transcript has 6 exons.
GUGCUGAAAAAGAAAACGGAGAAAUCAAUAUUAUUUUCCAACACUAGCAUUCUUCAGCAACAGGCAAAGGUUGACAUUGAUUCUUGCUUGUAGAAACUGGUAUUGUUUUAUUCUUCUUGCCAACUUUCUUGAGUGAUAUGUUAUAUAUUGUAUAGGAAUGGAUGCUCAAGUAUCAUAUGCCUUUCACUCUGAGAGGAAGCUACAUCCAGAGAAAUUUAAAAACCAAUUAGUAAACCAGAGUACUUAUUUAAAGCUUGGAUGUACUCAAGGAUGGUUUUCUGCCUCUCUUCUUCAUUCUUUUUCACGGAACAUAGCACAGCUUACAAGGGUUAAAGUCAUGAAAAGCAAAGGCCAAUGGGAGGACCUUAACAUUCCUAGCAGCAUCAGGUCCAUUGUUUGCCUCAACUUGCCCAGUUUUUCUGGUGGACUCAAUCCUUGGGGAAAGCCCAAUGGGAAGAAAUUGCGUGAUCGGGACUUCACCCCUCCCUACGUAGAUGAUGGCCUUAUUGAAGUUGUUGGUUUUAGGAAUGCCUGGCAUGGGCUUUUACUGCUUGCUCCAAGUGGACAUGGGACUCGUCUUGCACAGGCAAGUAGAAUUCGUUUUGAGUUCUGUAAGGGUGCAGCUGACCACACAUUCAUGAGAAUUGAUGGAGAACCUUGGAAACAACCACUCCCAGCUGAUGAUGAUACAGUUGUUGUGGAAAUUUCUUAUCAUAACCAAGUGACAAUGCUGGCCACCACAUCAUGCCGAUCCAGAAGUAUACAUGAUCCAGCUUCACCUAUCAAUGGUCAUGAUGAUGAAGAGGACAAUACUGAUGAAGAAGAUGAAUCUGCUGAAGAUUGGGAAGAACGAAGGAAGUUUGGAGCGGCUGACACUUUCAAAUUUCCAGAUGAUUUUGAUAUAUCUCAACUUAGUUGAGCUCUAAACAUAUUAUCCUGUAGCGUAUUGCUUUGGCUAUGGUUGGUUAUGUCUACUGUGGCCAGCAGAACUAAUAUCCAUUUCCAAUGUACAGCCCCGUAUCCACCUCAUUAUUAUGGUUUCAGUAAAAAAUUUUGAGCAAUUUUGCUGCA